AUGCACUUCCCAAAACAUCCAUCCAGAGUGCAGAAUUUGGCCAUUGCCCCUGCACAGAAUUGCAAAAAGAGGGAGAGCUGGGCAGAGAGAGAUGCCAAGGGGAUCAGCGUCACUCCAGCCGUAGAUUGCUUAAGAAGAGGGAGACUCUUUCCCCCCGCAUACUAGCACAGCCUUAAUUAGCUUUGUGUGUCGACUCAAUGCUGCCAGCUGAGAAAAAGGAACAUGUUAAGAGAUGAUACGUGAAGGCUUAGCUGCUUUGGAAGGAGUAAAUCAGAAAGGAGGCAUAAAUAUCUCGCCCAAGUUUGCCACAGCUCACCCUGAAAACCUGAAAACAAAGAUGGCUGGCUCUUUCAUCUGGCUGCUGAUCGCUGUCUUGGGUGCCUUCUCUACACGUGUGGAACGCCCCCGAGGCCGUAUCCUUGGGGGGCGGGAGGCUCCUCGCCGGCCUUACAUGGCCUCGCUGCAGAUCAACAGGAAGCACAUCUGCGGAGGCUUCCUCAUCGCAGAGCAGUGGGUGCUGAGCGCUGCCCAUUGCUUGGAGGAUGCGGGCAACGAGACCUUCCAGGUCCUCUUAGGGACCCGCUCCCUCUCGGGCUUCGAACCGAACAAGCGCCUGUUUGGAGUCCGCCGACUCGUCCCUCACCCCGGAAGCAGCCGCUACACCAAUCACGACGACCUCUUGCUGGUCCAGCUGGAAGAGCGAGCGUUCCUGAACUCGGAUGUCCAGAUUCUGGCUUUCCAGAGAGAAGACAGAGACCUGCCAGAAGGGACCCGGUGCGAAGUGGCUGGCUGGGGCAUCAUCAGCAACACCGGGAAGCGCCCGGAGAACCUGCACCACGUGGAGCUGGGCGUCAUUGGCCGGCCCAAGUGCAACGAAAGGAUCCAUCACGACGGCGAGGUGACAGAGAAGAUGAUGUGUGCCGAGUCCAGGAAGAAAGACUCUUGCAAGGGAGAUUCUGGUGGGCCCCUCGUUUGCAACGACAUUGCCGAAGCCAUCGUGACUACUGGCUCUCGGAUCUGUGGCAACUGGAAAAAACCUGGAAUCUACACCCGGACUGCUCCCUACACUGAAUGGAUCUCCAGCGUCUUGGCAUCAUCGAACAAUUAAUCACUGAGAGCUGGAGAUUGCAUCUGAACAAAAAACAAAUUAAAAAUUGGUUUGGAGCCUCUUUCCUUGCCAGGGAUUUAAGACCCAAAAGGCACAGAACACAUUUUGCAAGGCAAAUGGCCGGUUCAGAAAGCCGUCUUCUUAAGAGGAGGUACCUUUGCUAAUAACCUUGCUUUGCACUCCAAACAGCAUCGAGUGGGCUGUGUGUGUGCAUGUGUGAGAGCUCACACACAUCUCACCACUAAGAAACGUAAGCAGCUUAUAUAAAUAAAGACUCCCUUUGGGGGAGAAAUAACUUUC
Messenger RNA from Rhineura floridana, 1408 nucleotides. RefSeq names its product complement factor D-like. The transcript is spliced from 6 exons. The coding region runs from base 233 to 1108 and encodes 291 amino acids. Lineage: Eukaryota; Metazoa; Chordata; Lepidosauria; Squamata; Rhineuridae. The record is from RefSeq and is a predicted model, not a curated record. Gene Ontology annotation, biological process: proteolysis. Gene Ontology annotation, molecular function: serine-type endopeptidase activity.